UCUUUGACUCAUCAUCGUAAAGAACUACAAGUCCCAGAUAAACAUGGUGAGACCGUCACAUCCUCCCUAGCCCUGCAUCCGGAAACAGGAAAAUAAACCGAAAAGGGAGUAAAACGAAAGUAUCUCACCCAGCACCAUGAUUGAGACGAUGCGAGCAUGGGCCCAGUACAUUGUGGAGUGGGCCGCCAAGGACCCCUAUGGCUUCCUGACCAGCGUAUUGCUGGCGCUCACGCCUCUCUUCAUCGCCUGUGCGCUGUUGUCGUGGAAACUGGCUAAAAUGAUUGAGGUUCGCGACAAGGAGCAGAAGAGGAGGCUGCGGCGUCAGGAGAACCUGGCCAAGGUGAAGAGGAACUAGAAAGACGGCUGUGUGGAGGAUGAAGGCCCCGCCCACCCAUUGCCUUCACCACCAGCGCAAACCCUUUGGGGUCGGGGCUAACUUGCCCCCACCCGUCGAACAGUGCCAAGACGGAAGUUCCCGUUGGACUUUCGGCAGCAAGAGUGACAUUUUGAUACACAAGUUUGCUUGU
Hippocampus comes (tiger tail seahorse) is the source of this 527-nucleotide messenger RNA. RefSeq names its product small integral membrane protein 15 (gene smim15). The transcript has 2 exons. NCBI's taxonomy places the organism in Eukaryota, Metazoa, Chordata, Actinopteri, Syngnathiformes, Syngnathidae. The coding region runs from base 137 to 355 and encodes 72 amino acids. The record is from RefSeq and is a predicted model, not a curated record.